GUCAUCAUCUGAAAUAAUACAUCAGGAAAAUCACGAACGAGAGAGAGAGAGAGAAAAAGAGAGAUAGAAAAAGAGAGAUCACGGACGGAUGCGUUGCUUACCGCACAACGGUAAUGCCGUCGACGCGAACCUGGCACGCGCUCCGUUGGCUUCCUUUGGGUUUGAUUACGAACGAACGGACUGUUUCGUUUUAAUGGGCCGCGUCGACAGAGCACGAGGGUGACGCGGCUGAAAGUCUAGACUGGGGCAGCAGGAGAAGAUUUCUCCCUUGGUAUCAGCCGUGUCGCCUGGAGGACGUUUCCAGGGAUACCGGGUUAGAGAUAACACUAGGCUACGCUGGGAACGCACAAUCACUUGUGUUCUUGAGAGCAAGUUGUAGGCUUACCUAGUUAUGGAGGAUAGUAUGAGUGUAAAGUCCAUGGAAUCAGUGGCGACAAGCGAUGAAUAUGAAUUUGUGAAUGAAAAAGGUACUAGCAAGCAGCAGCAAGUCCUCUUAGAACCACCUAUGUUAAAAAUUGCCAAUAACGGUAAUUUGGAAGAUCUGCAAAAUAAUCUCCGUGAGAUUUUGACAGAGGACUCGAAAAUGGAAGGAAGUGAAUUCAAAGUGACGAGUGCCAGCCAACAAAAUCAAGAGAAGACGAAGAAAGUAGGCCACAGUAAAUUCUAUGAUGUUAGUUGUGUUGUUUCAUCGGAGAAGCAAGAUAUUAUGAAGCCAGAAGAUUAUGUUGAGGAAGAAUUAAACACAUUGUCGCACGUUCAACAAGAAUGCACUAUUUUCAAUGGUGUUACAUAUCUGGGAGCAGCUGCUAUAAAUGCACCAAAAUCAGAAUGUGAAAUCCAACGUAAUAUGAGUAUAUUAAAUGCAGAGCAAUCCUUGACUUUAGGAAUAAGAGUUUCUGUCUCGGUACCGAACAGUUCUCAAGGUUCAGUUAUUUUAUAUGAUGCAGCAACACAACAAGCUAUUGCACGUUAUGAAGUGCAACGUAUUCUGUUUUAUGCACGUGGUGAGAGUACUGGUUCAUGUGCAGCAUGUUUUGCUUUUACAUGGUCACACGGUGAUACUUUAGAAUCUGCCAUUUAUCAAUGUCAUGUUUUCCGCUGUGAUAUACCAGAAGCGGUCGGACAAGUAUCAGCCUGUUUUUCAAAAGCAUUCCAUAGAAUACCACGUUCAAUGACAAGUUCUUUAACAGGCAGUGACUUUAAUGGUUUCAGUGCUGGUGAAAAAGUUAAUUCUAGAGUAUUUAUUUUUGAAGUCACUAUGGAAAUAAAAGAAGAGGAUGGAAAAGGUGGUUUUAGUACAGUCCCUAAGGAUAGAAAUUGUUUCAAAUUACGAAGCAAUGUGGCAAAACAAGUUUGUUUGAGUAUCCAGCAAGUCUCUAGUAAAGAAGGUGGCAUUACGCUUGAAGUCGAGAGAUGUUUCGGAGUUCUUGUUAGUCCUGGGCGAAAUGUUAAACACAGUGAUAUGCGACUACUCGAGAUGGUAAAACGAGAUUCACACCAGCAAGUUAAUUUUAUGUCUAUAAUCAGCUCAGAUGUUCGCAAUAUUACAACAAUUUUGCAGCAAGUUAAUACUGGACCAAUAAUGCAAGACAAACAGUGUUAUAAUAUUUGUGGACGUUGGGAUCCUGCGGAUCCCGCUUUGGAGACACUUAAUAUAGAAACUCCCAGAGAGGGUAAAACUUUCAUGACUAUAGCCGUCGAUCUGGUUAUUAGAGAUAUUCGAGAGCCAGUAAGAUUUGUGAUAGAAACAUCAGUUAAAGUAUUUCCGCAAAACGAGAGAUUUUGGUAUUUUAAUAAAAGGAAUCUUGUGCAACAAUUUUAUCUUAACUCAAAAGAGGUAAUUUCUGGAGAUGGUACGGAGAUACAUUAUGAAGUACAAAGUAUAGAAACAUCUGGUGAAUUAGAUAGAAACAGAUUAAAUCUUGCUCUGAAUCUGGCGUCUUUAAUUAGAUCGCCUUCUUUAACUAGUAUUGACACACUUACACCUAAAGAAGAAAUAGAUUCAGAUGGGGAUGAACCUAUGUUAAGUGGUACAGGCGAAGUCUCGAAGGAUUGCUCGGCAGAUGAACUGGCUAGUUGGGCUGAAGUUUUAGAUAGUUGGCAAGUUAACGAGCAACGUCCAAAACUUCUUAUAAAACUAACAAAACAAGGAAUUCCUGAAGCUUUACGUGGUGAAGUUUGGCAACGUUUGAGUAACUGUGACAAUUCACAAGAGAUGAUGGACAAAUAUAGAAUGUUAAUUACGAAAGAAAGCAGCUGUGAGAGCGUAAUUUUAAGGGAUAUUAAUAGAACAUUUCCAGCCCAUGACUUCUUUAAAGAAACAGGUGGUUUAGGGCAAGACUCUUUAUACAGAAUAAGUAAAGCAUAUGCUGUUCACGAUGAAGAAGUUGGGUAUUGUCAGGGCCUCAGUUUCUUAGUUGCUAGUCUGUUACUCCAUAUGCCCGAAGAACAAGCAUUCUGUGUUCUGGUUAAAUUAAUGUACGACUAUGGUCUUCGAGAUUUAUACAAGGAUAGAUUUGACAACCUUUACAUGCGGUUUUACCAACUAAAUCGUUUAAUAGAAGAUCAAUUACCGGAACUUUAUAAGCAUUUCUGUGAUCGCGGUGUAGAAACGCACAUGUUCGCCGCACAAUGGUUUCUAACUCUAUUUACUGCUAGAUUUCCAUUAUAUCUUGUCUUUCAUAUCUUGGACGUAUUUCUUUUACAAGGACUCGACACGUUAUUCCAAGUCGCCCUCGCUUUGUUGAUGCUUUGUAAAAAAGAGUUAUUACAAUUAGAUUUUGAGAGCAUAUUGAAAUACUUCCGGGUGCACUUACCAAAACGUUGCCGAAACGAAGAAGUUGCACGCUAUGUUAUGAAGUUAGCUUGUUCAGUGACUUUAAAGAAACUGAAGAAAUAUGAGGCAGAAUUUAUGACGUUGAAAGAGGCACAGGAAAAUGCUGAUGAAUACAGUAACGAAGUGGAGCAAUUACGCGGUACAGUGGCCAGAAAUGAAGAAGAAAAGCAAAGAUUGGAGGCAGAAUUGCUGCAAAUUAAGGAGAUGUUACAGCGUGAGGUAGCUCGGGCAGACGCCGAAAGCCGCAGAAGCAAUGUCAUUAUAGCCGAAUACAAGCAGAUCUGCCAGCGUUUGGAGGACGAUUACAACGCUGCGAAAACAACAUUGAGCGAGUUACGGGCAAAGGUUUCGAAAUGCGAAAAAUGUAGGACAUGUAUAAUGGACUCAUCAAACAUAUUGGCGGAUAUCGCACAUCCUUUGGAGAAUCGAAUAGAUCCUAUGCUUCAUAGGGUGCAGGAAAGAGUGCGUGAGUUGGAGCUAGAAUUAGCGCAGACGAAAUUAGCGCAUGUCGAGGCCGAAUGCCGGAAUCAGUAUCUGACACAUGAGUUGCACGCCACCGCUUCAGAGCUGCAAGCCGCGCGAAAUAGUUGGCCAUGGCUCAGCAAAACCUUGUCCAGUAUAAAGGAAGCGGCAAACAAGAGAGAAGCAAUGGCUCCAACCGCGCUAAGAGAUCUGAGACGCGACAGUGCACCUGGAGGUGAUCUGCACCAUCUAAUACAUUCUCGUGGCCGUGAAACGCGCGAUAAUCUCAAGGAAGUUGUGUGAUGCAACAAAAUGCCAUUAGGAGAAGAAUACGUACAUCUUGGAGUCAUGCGCCGGGCACGAAUAUGUGAACAUGAUGUAUGUUCGUAGUUAUUUAAUGUACUGUUAUUUGUUAACUUGAUAUAUUUUUUGUCACACUCCCCAAUUGAAUUGCGUAUCAAAUGCUUUUGAUCAGGUAGCCCCAUUUACAUAACAGCUGAUAUUAUA
Molecule: messenger RNA, 3805 nt
Organism: Trachymyrmex cornetzi
Lineage: Eukaryota; Metazoa; Arthropoda; Insecta; Hymenoptera; Formicidae
Gene: GAPcenA
Product: GTPase activating protein and centrosome-associated
Exons: 17
Coding region: 392-3601 (1069 amino acids)
Biological process (GO): regulation of GTPase activity
Molecular function (GO): GTPase activator activity; small GTPase binding
Source: RefSeq, a predicted model, not a curated record